This is a messenger RNA of Closterium sp. Yama58-4, 3618 nucleotides long. Lineage: Eukaryota; Viridiplantae; Streptophyta; Zygnematophyceae; Desmidiales; Closteriaceae. The record is from the annotation of a GenBank genome assembly.
AUGCAUUCCCACACACACCGCUCCUCCCUCGCAGCUCAGCGGCCCAGCAUCCCACGUGAUGGAGUACGCAGACUGGGUGCGCAGCGCAGCGACCAGCGCUUUGCCCUCUACUGGGUGCGCAGCGACCAGCGUUUUGCCGGGGUGCCGCUGCAGCUGUCGCCCUCCCCCAUCGGCCAUGCCUUCCCUCGCCUCCGCCUGCGCUACAAGCCCGCGCUCGUGCAGGUCACAGGCGGCAUGCAGCAGCUGUCUGCCGACCUCUAUGCAGCGGGGGAGGGGGAGGGGACGAGCGAUGGGGAGGGGAAAAGCGGGGAAGAUGGGGAGGGCGAGGGGCGUGGGGAGGAGGCAGUUGCGCGCACCAAGAAGAUUCUGCUGCUGGACGUGAGGAAUGGCUACGAGUGGGACGUGGGGCAUUUUGCCGGUGCGGUGCGCCCUCCGGUUGACAACUUCCGAUCCACCGAGUUCGGCUUGCAGGAGGAACACACCGGAGCUACCUCAGCAGAGCAGCAGGAGCAGCAAUAUGAGGAGGAGGAAAAGGAGGAAGGGGAGGCAGGAGGGCAGGACGGAGCAUACGAUCCGCUAGCAGAAGCAGACAAGGAGGAGACAGAAGUCCUCAUGUACUGCACGGGGGGCAUCCGCUGUGACGUUUACUCCGCGCUGCUCCGACAGCAGGGCUUUAAGCGCCUCUACACUCUCGAGGGCGGGGUUGCGCGGUACAUGCGUGAGCAGGGCGGCGAGCACUGGAACGGACGGCUGUUCGUGUUUGACUCGCGGCUCGCUGUGCCUCCCAGGGAUUACCAGGUCGGGGGGAAGGUGCUGCGGGCGGCGGAGGAGGAGGGGGUGGAGAGGGUUGGGGAGGUGUUGGGGGAGGUGAUGAAGGGGGAGGCUGUGGCAGAGGAGGAGGAGAGUGUGGGGUGUCAGAGGUGUGGAGGGCGGUUGGAGGAGGUGAAGCAUCGCAACUGUGCCAACUCAGACUGCAACGCCCUUAUUCUAUUCUGCUCCAAAUGCGCUCAAGAAAUGAGCGGUGCUUGCAGCGCCAAGUGCGCUGCUGCCCCCCGCCUACGCCCCUUCCUCGCCCGCCCGGAGCCCUACCAACGCCUGCACAUCUACCUGCCCAUCGCCCCCCCUCCUCGCCCCCCUGGUUACGUGUCCCGCCGCGCCCUCAAACGGCGAGCACGCAAGGCCAGGCGCCUUGCAGCAGAGGUGGGUGAGGGGAGCGAGGUGGACCAAGGGGGGCAGCAACAGAUGGCGUCGGCCUUCAACACGACAAACCGUGGAUCCAUCCAGACUCCAGAGGUCUGCUCGGAUCCAGACCCUUCUGCACUUCUCUUUGCAGGCCCGAUCGCGUCGCUCACCUCGCAACUGCGAAACCUGCAUGUUCCUCGCAUCGAGUCACCGCAGACGCGAUAUCUAUCGAGUAGCUUCCAUUCAAGAAGCUUUUCUACCGCCACCGCAGCUGUUAGAAUAACUGAGUUCGGCAAUCUCGGUUCCACAAAUAUUUCCUCCGCCGCCGCCGCCGCCGCUCGUCCGUCACCGCGUGCUUCCGCUGCGACCCGUCCGCCGUUCCGCGGGCAUUCGUCCGUGCGGCAAAGCCGCCAGCAGCAGUUCAAACAACAGCAACAACAAUUUCCAAAUCAGCAGCAAGACAUGGCGGUAGCCGUGCAACCAGCCAUCGACACGCUCUCUCCUCCUCCCGUCGGUGCUGCCGUAUCGUCCUCUCACCAACCUCUACCAGCCGAACCGGUCGCGCCCCCAACGGCAUCAAGCCCGCCACCAGAUGUACCCGUGCACUCCAGCAUUCGCAUCAGCGACGAGCGACAGCUCCUCGCCCACGGUCGCGUGGUGCUGUGCGACGUGCCGCCGUCGCUCGUGCUCACGCCGCACGCGGAGGGAUCGGGGAAUUCGGGAGAGGGGGAGGCGGAGGCGCAGGGCGUGUUUCUGGGGAGUCGGUUCCGCGAGGCGCACAGCUGGCACGUGUUCCGCCUGGGCGUGCUCAGGCAGUAUGAGCUGCUCCGCAUAACACAAAGAACGCUCUGCGCGUGUUGGGAGCGCUGGGAGCGAGGGGUGCGCGGGGAGCGAGGGGUGCGCGGGGAGCGAGGGGUGCGGGGGGAAAUGCGUAUUGCCAUUGAACGUGCGCGCCAUGUGCCUCUACUCCACUCGCGCCCCCUUCUCUCCUCCUUUUUUCCCACUCCCGCAACUACCCACCACUCCCCCAGGGGCGCGCGGUUCCUGUUCUGCUUCCUCUUCAGUCUCUGGUGGAUGACGCAGCAGACUUCUGAGUCGGUUCAGACACCCACCACCCCCCCUCCCCCCAAUCUCUUCCCCCAAUUCUCCCCCCCUACCCCUUCCCCUCCCUGCUCACCCCCCCAGGGGGGCGCGGUUCCUGUGCUGCUUCCGCUUCAAGCUCUGGUGGAUGACGCAGCGGGUGGGCAGCAGCGGCCGCGAGGUCCCCGUCGAAACGCAGUUCCUGCUGCUCGAACUGCCACCACGGCAGCAGCAGCAGCAGCAGCAGCACAGAACGCAUCGACAGAGGCGGGAGGCAGCGGCAGCGUGGCUGCGAGGGUGUACGUGGUGGUGCUGCCGCUGCUGGACGGGUCCUUCCGCGCUGCGCUGCAAGGCUCGCCCUCCGACCACCUCGAAGUGUGCCUUGAGAGCGGCGACCCCCAGGUGUGCACGGAUGAGUCACUGCAGGCAGUCUACAUGCACAGCGGCACCAACCCCUACUCCAUCAUUGCCGACGCUGUCAAGGCGGUGGAGCAGCACACGGGCUCGUUCCUGCGGAGGGAGGAGAAGCAGCUGCCGGGGCUGCUGGACUGCUUUGGGUGGUGCACGUGGGAUGCAUUCUACACCAAGGUGGACGCUCAGGGCGUCAAGCAGGGGCUUGCUAGCCUGGCAGCGGGCAACACGCCAGCCAAGUUUCUGAUUAUCGAUGAUGGAUGGCAGUCCGUGGCGGCAGACUCACACGAGGACUCCAGUGCCACCAUUACCGUCGGCACACAGUACGCGAGUCGCCUCACGGAUCUCAAGGCCAACUACAAGUUCAAGCAGCAGCAGCAGAAGCAGGAGGGGGUGGAGGGUGGAGAGGGUGAGGGGCGGCAGGAGGAGGGGCAGGGAGAGGACGGGGCGAGUGUGUUGGGCGAGGCAGCGGGCAUGGUGCAUGGGCUGGGGCAGGUGGUGCGCGAGGUGAAGGCUGCUCAUGACCUCAAGUACGUGUACGUGUGGCACGCCUUAAUGGGCUACUGGGGGGGCGUCCGCCCGCACGCGAGCAGCAUGCAGCAGUUCGACCCAGCCCUGGUCUUCCCGGUGCCCUCGCCCUCCAUCCUACUCAACCAGCCCGACAUGGCCCACGACUCCCUCACGCUCAAUGGUCUCGGCGUGGUGUCCCCUGCCAAAGUCUUCCAUUUCUACGACGCCUUGCACGGGUAUCUGGCGGCGUGCGGGGUGGACGGCGUGAAGGUGGACGUGCAGAAUAUUCUCGAGACGCUCGGCGCGGGGUACGGGGGGAGGGUGGCGCUGGCGAGGGGGUAUCACGAGGCGCUGGAGAGGAGUGUGGCGAAGAACUUUGAGGAGAACGGGGUGAUCGCGUGCAUGAGCCACAACACUGACGGGCUCUACUCGUGA